AUGCCUGUCAAGUCGCUUUACGAAAUGGCCACCGCCGUUGCCGUCAAAAACAUAGAAUCUAUUGUCAGCAUCGGCUAUCUCUCCUAUGCGUCCGUCCGUCACAUUCUCCUCAAGGUUGAUAAUGCCCGACAACUCCGCCAGAUCGAGCUCAACUGCCCGCAGCUCCACGGCGAGACGGGUGAGCUAUGGCUACGUCUUAUCGAAAAGGACUUUCCCUUGGAGUUCAAAGCCAAGGCGUACAUGCCCAAGAGCCAGGACAAGUGGUUCAAGGUCUGGGAAAAGUACAAGGUCGACCACGACCGCUCCAUCAGGGAGUCGGAGGAGCAGCUCCGCGCCGCCCUCAUGGGUCUCCGCCAGGACAAGGAAAAGAACACGAGCAAGAUUGUCGAGGGCCGCUUCUUGCCCUCGGACGCCAUACGCCCCAAGAAGCGCAACGGGCCCAAGGACCACACCACGGGCGUUUUGACCUUUGGCGGAGGCAGCCGCACCAAGACACUUACGGGUGCGGGCGUCAUGCGCAAGGCCCGCCGCGAGGCCCGGGAGGUCCGAAACAUUCAAGGCGCCCUCUCCCGCUCUGUUGUGGCACCCAUUCGCCUCCUCGAAAAGCAGCAUUUGAAGGCGCCGCCGCCCGCUAUGGUGCGGGAGAGGCGCAUCGCAGCCCAGCCCGCGUUUCGCACUCCGGAGACUGAGGAGCGUGAACAGCGCCUCCAGGAAUUGGAAAAGAAGCGCGCAGCAGCUUUAGAAGAGCAUUCUCAACGCGCAGCCUACAUUACCGACUCGGAGGAGGACUCUGAUAUGGAUCAGGAGCCCACAUACAAACCACCCAAACAGCGCGUUACCCCUGUAUCUGCCACUCUCGCAGGCCCUUCCUCGGCUUCAACGCCUGGAAAGCCUACCGUUCCCGGACGCAAGGUCAUUGGGUCUCGCGGUAGCAUGUUUCAGCGCAAGUUUGGCGCGGGCAAGAGCGUCAAAUCCCCGACAAAGCCUGUGCGCGUUACGACGACGACCACCACCACCACCACGGCGUCGCGCGACAUGUCUCCCACGGCCAAGAAGCGCACUACGAGUUCGGCCAAGCUCGACGAGCCUGCUGCCGGCCCGUCCAAGAGGCCAGCCACUGAGCCGGCGCAGGUGUCGCCCAACAGGGUUUUGCCUAGGCAGCCUAGUCCCCCCGAGGAUACUGCGAGGAGCAUGUCGCUCAAGACGUCGCCCGAAGCUCCCAAGGUGUUGAUGCGCAAGAAGAAGCCCGUCAAUGUCUUCAUGAAGCGUCCCGUCCGACGCUGA
Messenger RNA from Beauveria bassiana ARSEF 2860, 1284 nucleotides. Its product is annotated as RNA polymerase II transcription factor SIII subunit A. The transcript has a single exon. NCBI's taxonomy places the organism in Eukaryota, Fungi, Ascomycota, Sordariomycetes, Hypocreales, Cordycipitaceae. Gene Ontology annotation, biological process: transcription elongation by RNA polymerase II. The coding region runs from base 1 to 1284 and encodes 427 amino acids. The record is from RefSeq and is a predicted model, not a curated record. Gene Ontology annotation, cellular component: elongin complex; nucleus.